AUGGCCUCUCCUGCAAGACCUAAAUCUCCUCGAUCUCCUGGAUUUAUCAGAAAAGAAGAAAAAGAGGAGUCGUUUUGGGAAAAAAUCGGAACGUUGGGGAGAAAAAAAAGAAUUAAAGAAGUUCAAGAAGUACAAGAAGAAGGUGAAAUUGCAAUCGACUCUCCUGGUUUUGUAUUUUCUCCCGUUAUUUCACCAGACGAAUAUGCAUUGGAUGAAAAUGAAGAGAGGUCAAUUUUAGCACCUGGAGAGAGAAAUAAUCCAAAAUUAACUGAACUGAUAAGAGUUUUAAUCGAAUGGAUUAAUGAUGAAUUAGCCGAUCAGCGAAUCAUCGUAAAAGAUAUUGAAGAAGAUUUGUAUGAUGGACAAGUUUUGCAGAAACUUAUCGAAAAACUUAGUGGAGAAUUAUUGGAUGUACCGGAAGUAACACAAUCGGAAGAAGGUCAAAAACAAAAAUUGCAAAUUGUAUUGAGAGCAGUCAAUCAAGUUUUGGGAGUGCCUUACAUGUCGUCACCAAAAUGGAAUGUCGAAAGUAUUCAUUCUAAAAAUGUCGUUUCCAUACUUCAUUUAUUGGUAUCAUUAGCAAGACAUUUUAGAGCUCCAGUACGAUUGCCAGAAAAUGUUGUUGUUUCAGUUGUUGUUGUAAAGAAAAAAGAUGGCGUUCUCAGCCAUAGAACAGUACACGAGGAAUUAACUGCAACUUAUGAUGAUUUGGGUAUGAGAUGUGAAAGAGAUGCAUUUGAUACAUUGUUCGAUCAAGCACCUGAUAAAUUAGAAGUUGUUAAAAAGUCUCUUGUCACGUUUGUCAAUAAACAUUUAAAUAAAAUUAAUUUGGAAGUCACCGAUUUGGACACACAAUUCGAUGAUGGAGUUUAUUUAACUCUUUUCAUGGGACUUUUAGAAGGAUUCUUUGUACCACUUUAUUCUUUUUACCUUACACCGAAAAAUUUUGAUGAAAAAGUUCAUAAUGUCGCACUAUCAUUUGAGCUUAUGCAAGAUGUCGGAUUGGCGAGAGCAAAAGCAAGACCGGAAGAUAUUGUUAAUAGAGAUUUGAAAUCGACAUUGAGAGUCUUAUAUAAUUUGUUCACAAAGUACAAAAGUAUGAAUUGA
This is a messenger RNA of Pediculus humanus corporis (human body louse), 1107 nucleotides long. RefSeq names its product beta-parvin, putative. The record is from RefSeq and is a predicted model, not a curated record. Gene Ontology annotation, molecular function: actin binding. The transcript is spliced from 7 exons. Gene Ontology annotation, biological process: actin cytoskeleton organization; substrate adhesion-dependent cell spreading; cell projection assembly. NCBI's taxonomy places the organism in Eukaryota, Metazoa, Arthropoda, Insecta, Psocodea, Pediculidae. Bases 1 to 1107 code for a protein of 368 amino acids. Gene Ontology annotation, cellular component: focal adhesion; actin cytoskeleton; cytoplasm.